Messenger RNA from Anolis sagrei ordinatus, 7450 nucleotides. Lineage: Eukaryota; Metazoa; Chordata; Lepidosauria; Squamata; Anolidae. The record is from RefSeq and is a predicted model, not a curated record.
UGGGAGGAGCUGGACCGCGCCUGCGCAGGAGAGGGGAAAGUGUCGGCGGCGCCCCUUACUAUUCGCCUCCCUCCCUCUCUCUCUCUCCCGCCCCAAACGGAGGAAGGCGUCCGUCGGGCCUGACGGCGUGAAAACAUGGGCCUGAGGGGACGCCGGUAGCGGCCACAGCAGCGGUAGGUCACCAGCUGGCCCACAGUUGUUCAACUGUCAGAAUCUAAAUCAGUUUAACACGGCUGCAUCAACAUGAAUGAAGUGUCAGUCAUCAAGGAGGGCUGGCUGCACAAGAGAGGUGAAUACAUCAAAACCUGGAGACCAAGGUAUUUCCUGCUGAAGAGUGAUGGGUCUUUCAUUGGGUAUAAGGAGAAGCCCGAAACAACAGAUCAGAGCCUUCCCCCCUUAAAUGACUUUUCUGUGGCAGAAUGCCAGUUAAUGAAAGUAGAGCGGCCCCGUCCCAACACCUUCAUCAUUCGCUGUUUGCAGUGGACAACAGUUAUUGAGAGGACCUUCCAUGUGGACUCCCCAGAUGAAAGGGAGGAGUGGAUCCAGGCCAUUCAGAUGGUUGCCAACAGUUUAAAGAACCAGGAACCGGAAGAAGACAGAAUGGACUACAAAUGUGGCUCUCCUAGUGACAGCACAGGUGCCGAAGAGAUGGAGGUGGCGGUGACAAAGACCCGGGCCAAGGCGACCAUGAAUGACUUUGACUACCUGAAGCUCCUUGGGAAGGGCACCUUUGGGAAGGUCAUCCUCGUGCGGGAGAAAGCCACUGGGCGCUACUAUGCCAUGAAGAUCCUGCGCAAAGAAGUCAUCAUUGCCAAGGACGAAGUGGCCCACACUGUUACAGAGAGCCGAGUCCUGCAGAACACAAGACAUCCCUUUCUUACGGCACUGAAAUACGCGUUCCAGACCAACGACCGCCUCUGCUUUGUCAUGGAAUACGCCAAUGGCGGAGAGCUAUUCUUCCACCUUUCAAGAGAGCGUGUCUUCACCGAGGACCGUGCACGUUUCUAUGGGGCUGAGAUUGUUUCUGCCUUGGAAUACCUCCACUCUCGGGAUGUUGUUUACCGCGACAUCAAGCUGGAGAACCUCAUGCUGGAUAAAGACGGACAUAUAAAAAUCACAGACUUUGGGUUGUGCAAAGAGGGCAUCACGGAUGGCGCCACAAUGAAGACUUUCUGCGGGACGCCGGAGUACCUGGCCCCUGAGGUGCUGGAAGACAACGAUUAUGGGAGAGCUGUGGACUGGUGGGGCCUUGGCGUCGUCAUGUAUGAGAUGAUGUGUGGGCGCCUGCCCUUCUACAACCAAGACCACGAGCGCCUCUUUGAGCUCAUUCUCAUGGAGGAGAUACGCUUCCCACGCACGCUCAGCCCCGAGGCCAAGGCUCUGCUGGCAGGACUGCUCAAGAAGGACCCCAAGCAGAGGCUUGGGGGCGGCCCCAAUGAUGCCAAGGAAGUAAUGGAGCACCGUUUCUUUGCUGCCAUCAACUGGCAAGAUGUUGUUCAAAAGAAGCUCAUCCCCCCCUUCAAGCCCCAGGUGACAUCUGAAAUCGACACGCGAUAUUUCGAUGAUGAGUUCACCGCGCAGUCAAUAACCAUCACCCCACCUGACCGAUAUGACAGUCUGGAUUCCCUAGAUGCUGACCAGCGGACCCACUUCCCCCAGUUUUCCUACUCGGCCAGCAUACGGGAGUAGGUCAGCAGCCUUCCCACGGCACGCCUGAAGGCGAGAUGGACAGGGGAGGGUGCCAGGCAGCAGGACUCCAUGUGGGGGGAGGGUGUGUGUUUCUGGCUCCUUCCCCCCACUUUUCCCCCCGUGGAGCUGCUCCUGCUGCACCCCAGCUUGCGGAGGGACUGCGUGGACUCCCCUGUGCCUGCUGCACUCGGCCUCCUGCAGCCGGGCCCCAGGGCAGGUCCUGCACAUGCUACCAUCAGGCAAGUCGCUUGGACAAGUGGAGCCCCUCUCCGCCUCCCCCUGACCUCCGAGCCCCUCUUGAGAAUGGACUUGGGCAUGUUUCUUCAUUGCUUUUCAUCGAUCUGUGCCCUGCCAUGGGCUUGCGUUUGGAUGUUUGCUUGCAAAGCCACCUGAGUGGGAGGAAGCGGUCGUGCCGGUGCCGGAACAUUUGCGUGAAGGUUGCCGGAGAAGGAAGGAACCUGUGGAAUGGAAAGAACAGUUUGCAGCCACAAAUGGGUAUGCAGCACUCAAUGGCACAUUUUGUUGGGGGUGACAGCUGCUCCCCUUCCAACAUGUUGUGUGGAUCAUGGAGCACACAAACCCUCAUAAGCAAGAGCCACGGGUGGCAGCAGUGUCUGUGAUGCCACUGAAAUAAGCAUUGUGCAGCCAAAGCUGAGCGCUCGCCAACGGUUCCAGGUUUGCAGAAAGGGACCCAGUUCUGCAAACUCCUCUGCCCCUCCUUGACCUCCAACAUGCUCAAAGAGGGAAUUGGCAUGGAGUGCCUGGGUCUGCCUCCCUUGUUUGCCCAAAGGCGGCUGCCAGGGUGCAAAGGAGAAGUCCUCCUGCUGCUGCUACAUGUGGUUACCAAAGCAAUAACGGCUCUCUUCUGAACUGUCUUAACCCAAGGGCAAGGCGUGUUCCCUCCUCCUAUUCCUCACCACUAGAUCUACUUUUCUAUCGUACAGUUGGCCAGCAGGCCUGGGCCUUGGGUGGGUGUUUGAGCAGUUGUGGCCAUACACAAACCUUUUUGCCAUCUUCUGCUUCUCUUAGUAUAGUGGGCUGACUUAUAGGACAGCUGCCACUAGUAGGAACCCUCCUUCUGCCCCUGUGAACAGUCGGAAAGACGAGGUGCUGCCGGGGCAAGGGAGCUCAAGGUCACUUUAUCCCACCUGAAAGAAUUGAAGCAAUUUGGAGUUCUCCCCUUGCAGAGAUUGGUUAGUCUGGACAGUUAUCUCAGAGACAUCAGUGUCUUUCUUUCUCUCAAAUGCUGGUUGUGCAUUGAUGCAUCGUGCGGUUGCUACCUCGGGAGGGCAAAGAACUCGCCCUCUUUCAAAACAUUUGUCUGGCUUGACCCUUGGAGUCAGCCCCCUAUGCUGUAAUUUCCAUCUGGCUAGGCACCCCAGCAAGUGUGUUGCUUUGUCCCAAGUUGCACAGAGAGUGAGGAGAUGUAUAUACGUGUCCCAUUACAGUCAGAACAGGGCAAUCUGUUUUCUUGGCUCCCUCCUGCCCUGGCCUCAGUUGCAUUCCUUGCAAAUCUUCCCUUCUCACUCUGGAAGAGAUGACCUUCCCUUACUAUAACAUUGUUUUGUGAACUAUCUCCACUCUUAAAUGCCUUUCUCCCACAAAGAUGUGUCCCACACAGCACCCACUGCUUUCUGUGCUAGCCUUCCUGUUGUUCCAGCUAUGGAUCAGGGAUAGGCAGGAGACCAGGCAGACUGGCUGGCUACCUCUAGCCUUCAGUGUUUGCAGUGAUGGGAGAGAGAGGACAGCGCUGAGAUGGACACAUUUUUAAACUUCCCCGAAAGAAACAGGGAAAAAUUAGAGUCUGGCGCUCAGUCAAUGCCCCAACCAUCUUGGCCCUUUAUGCUUUCUGAUUCCAUUUUUUUUCAUCCUCAAGAUGCCAAUGUGUUCUGCCCUUUGUUCUCUCUCCCCAUCACACACAAACUGACAAGCAAAUCCCCAUAAGUCUGAGAUGAGCUUGUUCUUGUAUAGCUGUGUAGAAUCACAGAAUGACUAGAUUACCUUGAAUGUCUUCAAAUACCUUAUGCUCUUUGGGGGGGGGGGGGGAGUUCCCCCUUUGUCAUUGUGGCUAUGCUUGCUUUGGCAUCUAUUACCCAGAGAGCAAAAGCAGCCCAAGCCCUAGGUCUUUGCAAAGACCAACUGCGCCACUGUCUCUGUGACAUUGUACGCUGUAGAGGGGAUAGGAAUGGUUGAAAAUCCUGUGUAUAGUUAGCAGGAGUAGAGUGGGGAAAGUGAACUCAGCUGAACACACAAGGUUGGAUUAUAACAGAAUCUAGAUCUCCCUCUUCCAGGAGUUCUCUACUCCGGUGCAGUGUCAGGAGAGAGAAUGCUAAUUGGAAGGAGAAUAUCCACCCAUAUGGUGUCAUUUGCAGUGCUUUUCCUUUGGGGAGGCAUGGAGCAUUUCAGCUUGUAUUCAGUCCAUUGUUUAGAUUUCCAUUGGGUAUGGUGUGGCAGUAGUCCAAUACAUCUUAAUGGGUGGGGAGACAACUGCACUAUAUAUCAACGACGGAGCAGGAUUAUUAAAGGAACCUGAUUCCUGUGGUGUAUGGAAACUGCCUUAUAAUCCCUGGUCACCCCAACCUAAAAUUGUCAACUCUGACAAGUUGAGUGGGGAAGAGGUGUAAGGAUGUCUGGAGGCAGGAUCCACUGCCUGGUAGGCAUGGUUCUAAAUGGUUUUAAAGUACUUACAAAACUAGGGUGUACUGGUGCUUUGCUUCUAAAGUGUUUCUAAAGUUCUGGUGCUAAAAUUUCAGAACUCUUAAAACUUUCAAAAUUUCGUUAUAAAGGGCAGUUCCUAAUUGGUUCUGUCAUAAAAAUCGCCAGUAAUGGAAAUAAUAAUGAAAAUUUGAAAGUUUUGUUAAAGUUCUGAAAUUUUAACCACCAGAACUUUAGAAACACUUUAGAAGCAAAGCACCAGCUUUAGCAACACUUUAGAAACAAAGCACCAGCGCUCCCUAGUUUUGUAAGUACUUUGGAACUUUAGAGCCAUGGAUUGCCCAUGCCGACUGCCUAGUCUUUCUGGAAUUAAACACAAGCCAACAUGGCCUUUGUCUGCUAAGAGAUCAUAGGAGUGUGCAGUUCACAGGAACCACUGUGUUUUUGGGGGGUCCUUUCAUUCACUCACUGAAUACCAGGCGAAGUCAGUGAGAGACGCGAAACACAGAAGAGUGCUUCUGUGGGAAAUCCUUCCCUCUGGUUAGGGAUGGAAGAGUCCGUUACAAAAGCAGCUGCCAUUUCCGAGAACCAUUCUCUUAGAACGGCUUCCUACAUUGAUGUGGGGGAUUUAGCAGGCAAACAUUAAUGUGCCCUUUGCCUCUGAAUUGUUUCUUUCCUGGACUGGCAGCUGGACCACCACUCUGAAUAACACUGCCUUAGAACUUGUGUGCCAAUGUUUGUUUGCAUUGGGAAGCAAGAAUCAAAUUCUUACGUAGCCUUCAAGCAGAUCCUUGGAAAGUGCAAGGGGUACAAUUGCAGACGGGAUUGCUCUCGCAGGGUAUGGGAAUAGUCUUCUAAGCAGCUUUAAAGGGUCUGAGGUAAUUGGGAGGAGCUACCAAUGGCCAUGGUCUACAAGCCACCAUGCUUCAAGGGCUGCUUUGCUCACACUACCUCUUCCUUGGCAAUGAAAAAAGAGCAGCUCUGGUGUCUGAGCAAGGCUGCAAAUCCAGUACUAGGCAUGGGCAGUCCAUGAUUCUAAAAUACUUACAAAACUAAAGCUCUGGUGGUGAAAACUAGGCAGCGCUGGUGCUUUGCUUCUAUAGUGUUGCAAACGUUCUGGUGGUGAAAAUUUCAGAACUCUUAACAAAACUUCCAAAUUUUUGUUAUAAAUGGCAGUUGUUAAUUGUUUCUGUCAUAAAAAUCGCCAAUGAAAUUUUGAAAGUUUUGUUAGAGUUCUGAAAUUUUCACCACCAGAACUUUAGCGACACUGUAGAAGCACAGCACCAGCACAGCCUAGUUUUCACCACCAGAACUUUAGUUUUGUAACUACUUUAGAACCAUUUAGAACCAUGGAUUGCCCAUACCUACCCAGUACUCCAGAAGUUGCUGGCCUUCUCUGUAAUGAAUGAUAUGGGCACUCCCUCAGCCUUGCUUAGUGCCCCACAAACCUUGCAGGAGUCGUGAUCGCGUUUUUGUUUUGGGGGGGGGGGGGGCAGCAGGAAUCUACACAUCAGAAACAGAUGUGGGUGCCCCAUGCUUGCAGAACUCUUUCAUUUCUUGAGCAAUGGCUGCUACUGCGUGCUAAGCCCCCCGCCCAACCAUUCUUGAGGGGUGAAGAAUCCCCCCCCCCCUUGGAGGCAGGCAGCCAGUGCUGGAACAGGCCCAGCAAAGCAGGCUGGGGUCUGCAGGAUUGCUGGCAGACCUGCUGACCAUGGAGCACAUUGCAGAGGUUUUUCUGUGGCCCAGCUCCAACUCUCUGAGCCCUUUCGCCUUAAGAUCCCCAUUAAUGGGAAGCAUUCCUGGGGUGUCUCAGCUGGAUCCUGGUGAUCCUGGCUGGUCAUCCCAUGUUCUUACCUCACCCCCAGCGGUGGCCCUUUACUGGUCAGUCCCAGUAAAGCUUCUUCCUCUUCCUGAAUAGGAGAGACAUCUGUUUGAAUGUACUUGCACGCCUGACCCCCAUCCAGCUGCAAGAGACCCCCAAAUACCAACAAGCCAUGACUCCACUCUUGUGCCAUCGCCAGGACUCAGGUGGCCCUAGCUAAUGGGUGGCCCUUAUUGUUACAACCUCUCCAAAGAGCACGGCGCCUUUGGAAGCUGUUUCCUCUUCUAGACAGGUAGCCCCUUGGCCUGGAUGACGACAUUUCCCUCUGCUGGGUCUACAGGCAGCAGGCUGCCUAAGCAUGGCUAUGCUACCCAGGGUUAGCGGGAGAGAGUAACAGGCUGAUUCUAAGGUAUCCUAGCCUUGUCCUUUUGCCAUCUCACUGUCAUCAGGUGCCAAGUGACACUUCGGGUGGGGUCAGGCUGGAACUGGCGUUAUAUCUUCGAAUUAAUUGAGGGCACGGUAAUGCCCCCAUUUCCGCCCGGAUGGGGAAUUGGCGGAUUUGGACUGAAUACAGCAGCCACAGUUGCCCUGUGGCUACCACUUGGCCUUCUGUUUUCAGGGCAAGCCUUCCUUCGAUGCCUGCCAAACGCCAAAGUGCCAGCGGUCUCAGAACCUCAAUGUGACGCUUUGUGGUUUUCACAACUUGGUCUGCUUUCACCCUUCAGGAAAGAAACUUGGGGUCAUAACCAAGACGUAUAGGAAGGCUUGGAUGCCCAGACGACGCAUAUGAAUUCAGGGUGAAACCCACAGACGGACUUUUAAAAAACAGUGACGUGCAUACAAACGCGAGGAGUGGGGUUAAUAAAAGUAUUGUUCCCCCCACUUGGUUUCUGUAGUUGUGGUAGUUGAGGUUUCUUAAACAGAGUACUGACCCUUGUUAGCAGCUUUGGGGAGGGGUGGGGGUGUUUCUGCUGAUGUGCCGUGUUUUUGUUCUUUGUGGUCUCGCUUUCCAAUUCUUGAAACCAAGCCCCCAGCAGCACUUGCAAACAGAGCCAGCCUUUCUCGGGCUUUUUGCCAAGAUCAAGAAUCGAGCUUGUAAAAUAAGGUUUUCUGAGAGGCAAGUACUCCAGAGCAUCUUUUGUAAAAAGUAGCCGAUCAUUAGGAUGCACCUAGAAAUGCUUGGGUUUUUUUUGUUUUCAGUUGGGUUUUUUAAGCCUUGGAGGUGCCUUCCUCUACCCUUGGAUUUGUACGGUACAAGCAAUAAAAAAAGUUUUGUUUUCUUUC